CCAUGACCCAGUCAGUUAUGGAAGUUAUGGAGUCCUUGAAAACCUGGAUUCCCAAGUCCCAUAUCUUUCAGAUUUGGGAACAAGUAUACUUUCUAAUUUGGAGCAACGUCUCUCUCUAUAUGAGGCACUAGCCAAGGAUAGCUUUACCAAGCUAUUACGGGUGAACUAACCCAUUUCUUUAGAUCUUCAGCCUUCCAGCUUUGUGGGUUCUCCAAGCUUUCUUUCUUCCUUCUCUUGUUUCUUUUUUCCCAAUUUUCAGUGGAAGGAGACUGAGACCAGUUUUGUGGGUUCUCCAAGCUUUCUUUCUUCCUUCUCUUGAUUCUUUUUCUUAUUUUCAGUGGAAGUAAAGGAGACUGAGAAGUACAGCGGAUGUUGAGCUUGUUGAGCACUGCAAUUGCAGGAUUUCAGCAAGGAUUUCUCUCUGGAAUAAAAGGCAACCAGGUACUCUAAAACUGAUGUAUUCUUUCCUGUCACAGACAUUGCAGAAGAUUACAGGUGCAAGGUCAGCUUAGCCACUUUACUGGAUUGGUAGAUCGAAGAGAAGAAUCGGCUUUCAGCUUUUAAUGGAAAACCAGGUCGCAUAUAGAUAUGGUCCGUAGUUACCAUGGUUUUCCUAUGGAAUUUUCUCUUUUAUGAUCCAGUCUUGCGAGAAAGCUUCUUUGAAGUGAUGCGUUACUUUAUGGGGGCACUCAACGAUCAACUCUAGCUCUAGUGGCUUAGUUAGAUCAAUUUGAUAUUCUUUAAUACCAUCGUAGUUCUGGAUAAUCUCUUCUUUCUGUUAGUUAUUUGCUUCUCCUAGAUUUGUUAGGAAAGUGGAAUCUUCAAGAAUAAUGUUAAUCAAUAGCAGUGAAACUGCUGAAUUACCCAGAAAACGCUCAUUGGGUAAUGAUAUUGCUGAUGAUCCUCUUAAGAUUAAGUGCCAUAAGGUAUCUACACGUCAGGAUUUUCCAGACGGUUGUGGACAAUUGGUACCAAGAACUGGGACUGGAGAAACUGUUGUUGCCAAUGGUGGUGUUAAGAUUGGGAUGAAUAGUGUGAUUUCUGGAGGACCUGCCUCUACCAAGUUGCCACCAAUAUCAACUCCUGAACCAUUAAAAAUUUCAGUUAAGGUCGAGUUGCCCGACUCAGUAGAAACUUCGAAAACUAAGAGCGCAAAACUGCCGGAAGAUUUAGAUAGGGUGAUUUCUAUCAAGCCAAUGGAAGCUGUAGAGCCAUUAGUGAAGGCUUUCAAACCCCAGACCGUGAAGGCACUUGAGACUUCUCAUCAGGUGGAAUCAUUUGAAACCAUGAAAAGUGGAGAGCAGAUACCAUUGUCAUUGCCUGAGGCAGAAUCGCUUGGAAUGUCAAAUGGUCUAAUGCAACCCCAAACCGUGAGUAGUCUGGAAUUGAAGUUACUUGGAGAUUCUGUUCUCCCGGAUAUUUUGGAACAGCGAAAGACUCCAGAUCAUUCUCAACUGUCAUUUUCUGUUGUUAAGGGUGCACCUAAAAAAUAUUCUCCUACAAGAGGAAUCUUGGCCACCCGAUAUUUUCUCAGAGGACGUAUGAGGAACAUUCAACAUGUUAGUGAGGAAGGAUGCCUGAAAUUUGUUGAUAUUACCAAAAAAAUGAGUAUGAAUAAUGAGAAUCCCAUUGGGGAAUCCAGGGAGACAGUCGGGGAUAAAAAUUUACAAAAGCUAGCUUUUGUGAAUGAAGAAUAUCUUAUCUGUAAAGAUAUGCCUGCUAAGGAGAAAUUCAGGGAUGAAAGAUCAAAAGAGUUGGAUACAAGCAUGGUUACAUUUGGUGUUCAAUCAUAUAGUGACAAAGGUAUCUAUGAGAAAGUGAAGGAGUCUGACAUAUCCGAGGAGAUGGUCAGUCAUAAAAAAUCACAAGAGCUAGCUGUUUUCAAUGAAGGAUAUGCUAUUGGGAAAGACAUGCCUUCCGAGGAGAUGGGCCAGAAUCGAAGAUCGAAAGGGUUGGAUCUGGACCUGACAUCUGGUGUUCAACCUUUGAGUGAUAAAUUUAUACGUGAGAAAGUGAAGGAGACUUUACAUAUGUACCAAGUGAUCUAUAAGCAAAUCUUACAUGAGCAGAGUGAGAAUAAAAAAGAUGGGAGACCUACGAAGCCAAUAUAUCUACUAGUUGCAGAUCGUCUCAAGAAGGAAAACAAAUGGGUCAAUGCUGGGAAGCCAAUUUUCGGAUCUGUCCCCGGGGUUGAAGUUGGUGAUGAAUUUUAUUUUAGGGCAGAGCUUGCUAUUGUCGGUCUUCAUCGGCAUUUUCAGAGUGGUAUUGAUUACACAAACGAGAAUGGGAAAUUUCUCACAACAAGUAUUGUAGCUACAGGGCGUUAUGAUGCAGAUGAACUGGACAAGUCUGAUGUCUUGGUAUAUUCUGGUCAAGGAGGAAGGCCAAUGGGUGGAUCUAAGCAAGCAGAAGAUCAGAAGCUUGAGCGAGGAAACCUUUCACUGAAAAACAGUAUGGAUGCAGGAUCUGUUGUUAGGGUUAUCAGGGGAUUUAAACAAGCAAAGGGUCCUCAUUACUUGGACCCUAGGAUUAAGACAUUUUCGAAGUACAUUUAUGAUGGACUGUACUUGGUGGAGAAAUAUUGGCAGGAUAUGGGGCUUUAUGGUGCUUCAAUAUUUAAAUUUCAGUUGAGAAGGAUUCCAGGCCAGCCAAAGCUUGGUUGGACAGAAUUGUGUAAGUUAAGAUCUAAAGUAUAUGAAGAUACUUGUGUAUUUGAUAUUUCUCAAGGGAAAGAGAAGAUGCCUAUCCGUGCUGUGAACAAUGUAGAUGGUGAAAAACCUCCUCCAUUCAUAUACACAACCAAGAUGAAUUCAAAAUGGUAUAAUCCUGCUCCUCAUAGGGGUUGUGAUUGUACUGAUGGAUGCUUGGAUUCUAAGAGAUGUUUAUGCGCGAUGAAGAAUGGUGGUGAGAUCCCAUUCAACAAUGAUGGAGCUAUAUUGGAAAUGAAGCCCCUCAUUUGUGAGUGUGGUCCUUCUUGCAAGUGCCCUCCUUCUUGUUGGAAUAGAGUCAGCCAGCAUGGCAUCAAAUUUCCACUUGAGAUCUUCAAAACCCAAUCAAGGGGUUGGGGUGUCCGAUCCCGAACUUUUAUCCCAUGUGGAAAUUUCAUAUGUGAGUAUGCUGGGGAGCUACUCAAGGAUAAGGAGGCUGAAGAAAGAGCCAACAAUGAUGAGUAUCUAUUUGACAUUGGAGGUAACUAUGAUGGCCCCAUCCAUUGUGAUGGACUCCUCUUGAGUUCUUGUGAAAGUAUAGAGGAUGUGGAUUUUACCAUUGAUGCGGCAUUUUAUGGCAAUGUGGGGAGAUUCAUCAACCAUAGUUGUUCUCCUAACCUUUAUGCACAAAAUGUUCUCUAUGAUCAUGAUGAUGAUAAAAUUCCUCACAUAAUGCUUUAUGCUGCUGAGGACAUCCCUCCCUUACAAGAGCUAGCUUAUGAUUACAAUUACAAGAUAGAUCAAGUUCGUGAUGCUGAAGGAAAUAUCAAGACGAAGAGUUGCUAUUGUGGUUCUUCAAGCUGUAUAGGAAGGUUGUAUUGAGUGAAGGAUUUGGGCGUUACAGCAUUGUGGAUUGUAGCACACUCAGCUUCUGUGGUGUCUUUGGUGCAAUCCAAUCAAAUAGUAUCCAUUCGUUUGCUUACAAGAGUGGACCUUUCUCCCGGCCUUUUCUCAAUUUGAUCUUUUAGAAGAUUUCGCACUGUUAUAGGGAGGCAAAUCCUAUUGCGGACUACUUGGCCAAGGAUGUGGCAAAAUCAGGUGUCUCAGCUGUUUGAUUUUGCAUCCCAUAUCAUUGAAGAGUUAGCUAUUAAUGCAACGACAAGAUCUAGAUUCCAUUUUCAUAAGUUGUGGUUAGAGGUCCUAUUGAUGGAAUUGCUGAAGGUGGGGUCUAUCGUUCCCGUGUUGUGAUUGUUUUGGCUUUGUAAUUUUUCUCUUUUUCUUUUGAAUAUGAUAAGAUCUUUUAGCAAUAAAAAAAAUGUUGUAUUGAUGUUUGGGAGAACAGAAAGCUACCUUAAAGAAUGUUGGAAAGUUAUUUUAAAAAUCAUGUAAACAUUGGGGCUGGUGGACUCCCUAGGAUUGAUCGA
Molecule: messenger RNA, 4072 nt
Organism: Macadamia integrifolia
Lineage: Eukaryota; Viridiplantae; Streptophyta; Magnoliopsida; Proteales; Proteaceae
Product: histone-lysine N-methyltransferase, H3 lysine-9 specific SUVH6-like
Cellular component (GO): nucleus
Molecular function (GO): protein binding; histone methyltransferase activity; zinc ion binding
Source: RefSeq, a predicted model, not a curated record